AUGCCCACUUCGAAAGCACACAGUCUUGUCCGCCUGUCUAUUGGUGUCCUCGCCGUCAUCACCCUUCUCGUCUACCUCUACCCUUCAUCCUCCUCCACCAUUACCAGCAGACUCCCCAACAUGACGGGCAGCAAUCACGUCGACCCCAUCCCUCGGCUCAGCGUCACGCUGGCGCAGGUCCCCGACGCUUCGCCGCCCGCGCUGCGCGCCACCAUCACCAACCACAACCCGUUUCCCGUGUCCUUUCUCGACUACGACUCGGCCAUGGACUCGCUCGCCGUGCCGCUCGGGCUGGUCGAGCUGACGCCGAGCGGCGCACUCGCCGACGCCGAGCCUGUCGCGCUGGACAAUCUCGUCCAGCUGCGGAGGCUGUGGCCGCCCAAGGUCGCGUUUGUGCAAGAGGUGCCCGGCGGCGGCGGCACUGUCGUAUCGGACGACAUUGUCCUGAAACCGGCCAACGUGCCGUAUGGGAAGCUGGGGGAUACGUUUUAUGUGCGGAUCAAGGGCCCGUGGCGUGCAGUCAUGACCGUGCCCAAGAGCGAGAUUACAAAGGAGUUCUUGGAACAUAUCCCCGACAGACCGAAGACGUACCAGGGCUCGUACGAGUCGGAUCGGCUUGAGAUUACUGUGGAUGCGGCUUCACUGGAAUUGAAGUAA
Molecule: messenger RNA, 657 nt
Organism: Beauveria bassiana ARSEF 2860
Lineage: Eukaryota; Fungi; Ascomycota; Sordariomycetes; Hypocreales; Cordycipitaceae
Exons: 1
Coding region: 1-657 (218 amino acids)
Source: RefSeq, a predicted model, not a curated record